AUGUUUCAAUUUUUUUUAACAAUUUUUCCUCUUUUUUUUUCAUUAACAAAAACUUCACAUUUUCUCGGUGGUUCAUUUACUUAUCGACAUAUUCAACAAGCUAUUAAUUACAAAUUAUAUAAAUCAGUUUUAGUUGAAAUACGUUUUCAUAUAUCUGAUCAUUAUUUUAUUUGCACACCUGAACAAGUUAAUGAACACAUGAUUGUAUAUCUAAUAGGUGAAUCUGUUCCAUAUGAUGAAAUCAAUAAUAGAUAUCUAUGGUAUGAAACAGAUGCAAUACGAAGAAAUAAAUAUUUCUACAAUAUUGAGUGUUUGAGUGAAUCUCAUAAUCGUGCAUGUAAGCAUUUCCAUGAAAAAACUUGGGCCUAUUGUGAAAGUGCUAAUCAACAUAGUGGUUAUUCAAUAUUACGACGUCAAUUUUUAUUAAUGGUUGAAAAAUAUAAACCAAUUCAACUUCGUUACUUUUCUUGUUGUUGGGCAAAUUCAUCAGAUAAAAACUUUUAUCUUGAUUUAUCUAUUGAAACAACAUUAAAACGAAUUAAUUCAUCACCUUACCCAUAUAUACCAGCAUCGUAUUAUGUUGAUUUCAAUAGAUCAAGAAAAAUAAAAAUAUUUGUCUAUGAUGCUGACGAUGAUGAGAUUGUAUGCGAACAAUUUGAAGAUCUUCGUGGAUUUUUAACAGUACAUGUUGAUAAUGAUUGUACAUUGACUUAUCAAACAAAUCGACUUGGUAAACAAUUCGGUCAAUUUUGGUUAAUGGAUCGAAAUAAAAAUCAAAUUCUUUCACGCUCUUUAAUUAGUGUUCAAUUGUUUAUUUUAAAAGAUAUUAUUUGUAAUACCCAACCCGAAAUUAUCGUUGAAAGUGCAGGAGAUCGUUCUAAUAUGUCUACAAUUAGAAUAAAAGAAUCAGUUUAUAUAACUGUUAGUCUUAAUCCUAAUUGUCUUUUAAUUGAACCUCAAGAUCAAACAAUAACUGAACUAACAACAUUAUGUUCGAAUGAUCAACCAGUUGUUUUAGCUAAUGGUGGUAUUGAAGUUAUAUUUCAAUGUUCACCAACUUUAUGUGAAAAAUAUCAAGUAUGUUUCGUUGGUGAAUUCGGUCUUAAGUUACCAUCUACUGAAAUUCGAUGUUUUUCAAUUAAAGUCAUCGGUACUGAAUGA
Rotaria sordida is the source of this 1161-nucleotide messenger RNA. The record is from the annotation of a GenBank genome assembly. NCBI's taxonomy places the organism in Eukaryota, Metazoa, Rotifera, Eurotatoria, Philodinida, Philodinidae.